Brassica napus (rape) is the source of this 1380-nucleotide messenger RNA. Its product is annotated as trithorax group protein osa-like. Gene Ontology annotation, biological process: mRNA 3'-end processing. The coding region runs from base 23 to 1171 and encodes 382 amino acids. Lineage: Eukaryota; Viridiplantae; Streptophyta; Magnoliopsida; Brassicales; Brassicaceae. The record is from RefSeq and is a predicted model, not a curated record. The transcript has 7 exons.
AGGCUUAUUUUCACGCACUGUUAUGUUAAAAAACAGACGGGGAACACUAUCACGGUUGCGAUUACCGACGACGACAAUGGCGGGCAAGCAAAUCGGCGGAGACGGCGUCUUACCAGCGAAUCUCGCCGGAAUGACGAAAAGUCAGCUCUACGGUAUCAUGUCCCAAAUGAAGGCGCUGAUUGAUCAAAACCAUGAACAAGCGAGAGAGAUUCUGAUUCAGAACCCUCUUUUAACCAAGGCUCUUUUUCAGGCACAAAUCAUGCUGGGAAUGGUUCAGCCUCCUCAAGUGGUUCCCAAAGUUGAGCUUCCUCAACAGUCUCAUCAAUCUAUCACUCCAAAGCCAACCGUUCAAGCUCAUACCUCUUCUCUUCAAACCGGUGUCGGUUUACAAGAGCCAGCUGCUACGGUGCAGCCACAAGCCCCGAUUAGAAAACACACACUGCCUAUGCCUCCUCCACCGCAGCAGCCUCGUUUCUCGCAUCCCCAGCGUCUGAAUCCUGCUGGCACUUCUUUAUCUCAUCCACAGUCUUCUCAAGUUCAAACCGCGCCUCCCUCGGUUCCUCAUCAUCCAACAUCCCAACCACAGUCUUUUCAUCAUCUUGAUACACCAGCCUCCUCCACUCAGUUGCAACAACAGCAACCAAUGCACUCGGUUGGGGGUCCUCAACAACAGCCUAGACCAUAUCAUCAUCAGUUUGGGCCGUCCCAGGCAGGUCCCAACGCUGGGUUUCAGCACCAUGGCGCACCUCCUCAGCAUCAUUCUCAACCCAUGUUUCAUUCUGGCAAUAGACUCCCAGCUUCUGGUGGACCUCAAUUCCCUCAGGGACAGCCACAUCUCGUUAGCCAGCCACCAUAUCAGGGUGGAGGUCAGUUUCGUGGAGACUACAAUAAUAACCAAUUAGGAGGGCCGACUGCAGACAGAGGUCCUUCUUGGAUGGCUAGCCAAUCAGAGAGCUCAAACAUUACUCAUCUCCCAGGCUUAGGACCGGUGCCUCCACCAAGCCAAGUUGGACCUGGAGGCGGCCCACCACCUCGCCCUGCACCGAUAUCUGCAGAGAUGGAGAAGGCAUUGCUUCAACAGGUGAUGAGCCUGACCCCGGAGCAGAUCAUUUUGCUGCCACCGGAACAGAGAAACCAAGUCCUUCAGCUUCAACAGAUUCUCCGACAGUGAAGUUCAUCGUCACAGUCCCGUGGUCUCCGUGUUAUAGCUUAGAAGAGACAGGCUUGGGGUUUGAAUGUAAGGUCCGAGUCAAGUGUAAGAUCAUUUGUAGAAAAGGAAAAGAAGUAGCUAAUAUUUUUUUCCAAUGUAUCACUGAAUGCUUUGGUAACAACUUUCUUCCGACUUUCAAAGUUUCCAAGUCCUGUUUACAGUUUUAUUCA